Spodoptera frugiperda (fall armyworm) is the source of this 1817-nucleotide messenger RNA. RefSeq names its product lys-63-specific deubiquitinase BRCC36. NCBI's taxonomy places the organism in Eukaryota, Metazoa, Arthropoda, Insecta, Lepidoptera, Noctuidae. Gene Ontology annotation, molecular function: metallopeptidase activity; polyubiquitin modification-dependent protein binding; cysteine-type deubiquitinase activity. The transcript is spliced from 6 exons. Bases 144 to 938 code for a protein of 264 amino acids. The record is from RefSeq and is a predicted model, not a curated record. Gene Ontology annotation, cellular component: BRCA1-A complex; BRISC complex. Gene Ontology annotation, biological process: double-strand break repair.
AUUGAUUAAGUGUCAUUAUUCAUUGUUGUUAUACGUGAUUAUAAAAAUAACAAAGAAUUACUAGAUUCUUAAUUAAUAUUACAUAUUCAUACAUGUGAUAACAACGCGAUUUAAUUGAUCAAUCAUAACUAUAUUUACUAAAAAUGUUGAAUAACGUAUUACUUUCUUCGGACGUCGCGCUAGUUUGUGUUCAACAUGCGUUGUCCACAGAAAAAGAAGAAAUUAUGGGUCUUCUUAUCGGGGAGGUACACAACAAAGGUACCAUGGUUUCUAUAGUAUCUUCUGUGAUAUUACGACGUUUGGAUAAAAAGCCCGAUCGCGUUGAAAUAUCUGAAGAACAGUUAGUGCAAGCUACUCUGCGUGCUGAAGAAUUAGCAGCUGAAGUCAAUCGGCCUCUAAGGGUAGUAGGAUGGUACCAUUCCCACCCUCAUAUCACAGUAUGGCCUUCACACGUUGAUCUUGCUACACAGUCUAUGUAUCAGAGAAUGGACAGCAGCUUUGUUGGACUCAUAUUUGCAGUAUUUCUCUCAGAUCAGACAACAAAGGCCCCUUCGAUUCAAAUAACCUGUUUCCAAUCUAUAAAUGAAGGUUCAACUCAGAGUAGAAAAGAAAUCAAAUUGGAAAUAAUAAAUAAUAAUGACCCUUUAUUGUCAAACAAUUUUGAGACAUUGACACAACUGCCAGCAAUACUAAAAGAGGAGGAAGAUGAAGCUUUUGGUAGUAAAGCAGAUCCAAAUGAUAUUGAUGAUAUAAUAAACAGACAACAUAAUGCAGCUGUCAGAACUAUAGCAAUUGGACACAUAGUUGAUAAGAUGUCCAGACCCAUGUUGGAAGGUCUUGUGGCAAGAAAUACUCUGAAUAUGGUACGCUUGAAAGCACUAAAAAGGCAACACCAAGAAAUGAUGUCUAAGCUAGAGAAUAUGUCUUGUAAUGUUUAAUUUCUUUUGUUAGUUUUUAUUGAUAUGUCACUUAUAAACCUUUUAUGUACUCAUCAUUCAUUGUUACUGAUGGUUGAAUGUUCACACACAUUCAUUAAACUUAGUCAAAACAUGUGCAAUGUUACAAAAAUCCCAUAAAUGUUAAAACUUGAUUAACCUUUUGACCACCAGUGCUAUUUAAUUUAAUAUUUAAUGAAACUCCAAAACACCAAACAUAAUAUUGACAACAUCAGGUUCGAAUUUUUGUUAGUGAAAUCGUAGAAUGGGAUAUAGCCGACUUUGUGAUGACUUGUUAGGAUGACUUUAUAGUCAACCCUACCCUAGCACUCCCACCCACUAAUACCACACCCGAGACAAAGUAACAUACUAUUUUCUAGUUUUCAUAUUCUAAUUUAUUUAAUGUAUGCUUUGUUUAAAAAGGCUAUGUUACAAUCAGCUAACUAGUUAGAUGUUGAGUGACGCUUCGCCAGUCACGACUACGUGGCAGACCUUGUGACUCUAUUUUAAUUACAUUCACUUUUUUUCUUUAUAUUCCUCUAUAUUUACAUUAGAUGACAAAAUCUUUACAAUUCUAGAAAAAUAACUAAAUGUAUUCUUAGCUUGGUGCUGAGGUCUUCACUUUUAUAACAUGGCAGUCAAAAGGUUAAACCUGUUAGGUACUCAUAUUUGGAAUAGUAAAUAGUAAUGUAAAUCAGUUCCAUUUGUAUCUACAUUUUGAAGAUGUAAUCUUUUUCAAUGGUGUUACUUCCAACUCUUUACCCUUACUUUUUUAAGAUAAUUUUACCAAGUGAUUCUCAAAAAAUAAAGAAGUAAAAUAUAAUGACACAAACAACACAGUUAACACAAUAUGUGAGCUUAUUAAAAUUACUUUUUUGUCUA